Molecule: messenger RNA, 2894 nt
Organism: Manduca sexta (tobacco hornworm)
Lineage: Eukaryota; Metazoa; Arthropoda; Insecta; Lepidoptera; Sphingidae
Product: WD repeat-containing protein 3
Exons: 16
Coding region: 102-2873 (923 amino acids)
Biological process (GO): maturation of SSU-rRNA
Cellular component (GO): small-subunit processome; Pwp2p-containing subcomplex of 90S preribosome
Molecular function (GO): protein binding; snoRNA binding
Source: RefSeq, a predicted model, not a curated record
UGUCAUGUUAUAUGUCAUAACAAAAAAAUGUGGACAUUUGUUUCAUUUUGUAUUGCCGAAUUGGUUAUGUUAUGGUAACAAAAGUUCAGUUAAAAGCAUAAAUGGGUCUUACAAAGCAAUACCUUCGCUACGUCCCUAGCGGAGUCUUUAAUGUAAUAGCUAGUGGAGACUGUAAUAGCGUUCACGUAUCACUGAACGGAGUUAGUGGAAGGUAUAUAGCGGUAGGCGCGUGUGAACAUGUUAUUAUUUGGGAUAUGCGUCUCGGCGAGAAGGCACAAGUCUUGCCGGGUGAGAAUAUUGUGGUUUCACAGAUUGCAGCCAGCCCCACUGGCAACCACAUGGCAGUGGGCUACGUGGACGGUAAUAUAAACGUGUUUGAAUUGACCAACAAUGAUGUAGUGUGCGUAUUUGCUGGCCAUAAGUCUGCUGUCACAUGCCUGCAGUAUGACGAUCAGGGGCACAGACUUGUGUCUGGGUCUAAGGACACAGAAGUUAUCCUAUGGGACGUAGUAUCGGAGACCGGUAAGGCAAGAUUCAGUGGACACAAGGGAGUGAUCACCAGUGUACUGUUCAUUAACGGCAAGAACUGUGUUGUCAGCUCAUCUAAGGACACAUUCGUAAAGUUCUGGGAUAUUGAGACCAAGCAUUGCUUCAAAACACUCGGUGGACAUCAGAUGGAGGUGUGGUCAGCAGUCCUGAUGAAGGAAGAAAGGUACUUGGUGACAGGCAGCAUGGAUCAGGAGCUGCGUGUGUGGAAAUUGAACUGGACUGAUGAUGUCAAAGAUGAAGAUAAACUUGCUCAACAAUUGGAAAUUGUGAAACUGGAGGAAGCUGACAAUUUGGAGGAUAGUUCUGUUCUACAAUGUCACCAAGUGGGUACCCUAAUCCGUGGAGGCAAAGGUCGAGUCGUAGGACUAGCCACAGACCUUGGUCAGACCGUGUUAGCUUGUUAUGGAACUGAUUCGUUACUAGAAUUGUUCGCGUUUUGUUCUGAUGACGAAGCUAAAGUGAGAAAGGAAAAAAGGGUUAAGAAACAAAGAAAAAAAUUAGCGAAAUUAAAAGAAUCUGGUGAGGUAGAUCCGGAGGCUACCGAAGUGCCAGAGUUGCUCACUCUGACUGAUGAAGUGAGGCGGCUAUCGUCAGUAAAGCUUGGUGCUAAGUUGAAGUCAACAACACUAUUGCUUGGCACGUCUGGUGAAGUGCGUGUUGGUGUUACUCUCGCCAACAACACUGUUGAGUUGCACAGCCUGAACAUAGCUGAUGGCAGUGAAGUCAAAUGCCUAAAGCAGAUAUCACAGCCUGGCCAUCAAAAGGAGCCGCGGUGUAUAGCAAUCAGUUCAGAUAACUUGGCCAUACUAUCUGCCUCUGCAGACUCAAUUAAAUUGUGGAACAGAGCGAACCAGUCGUGCCUCCGCACGAUCCCGGUGGCGGGCGGGCGGCCGAGCAGCGUGUGCUUCCUGCCCGGCGACCGGCACGCGCUGGCGGGCUGCAGCGACGGCGCGCUGCUGCUGCUGGACGUGGCGGCCGCGCGCACGCUCGAGCACGUGCCCGCGCACUCCGCCGACUGCUGCUCCGUCGGACUCACGCCGGAUAUGAGAGGUUGUUUCUCCGGCGGCGCCGAUAAGACAGUGAAAUUAUGGCAAUUUGAAUUAAUAGAUGAUCCGACGGGAGAAUCAAAAGCAAAGGUAUUGUCAUUACUUCAUACAAGAACAUUGGAGCUAGAGGAACAGGUGCUGGCUGUGAAAAUAAGUCCAAACAGCAAGUUCAUUGCUGUGGCGCUACUGGAUUCUACGGUUAAAAUAUUCUUCCUCGAUACAUUUAAGUUCUACCUGUCCCUCUACGGCCACAAGCUGCCAGUACUAUGUUUGGACAUCAGCUACGACUCUAAUAUAAUAGCGACCGGUUCUGCCGACCGCAACGUCAAGAUAUGGGGCAUGGACUUCGGCGACUGUCACAAGUCGAUCUUCGCGCACAACGACUCCGUGACGUCACUGCAGUUCGUGCCGAGCACGCAUUAUUUUUUCACCUCGUCGAAGGAUGGCAAGAUAAAGCAAUGGGACGCUGAUACUUAUGAGAAUAUUAUUACUUUGAAUGGCCACGCGGGCGCGAGUCACGGCGUGUGCGUGGGCGCGGGCGGGCUGCACGCCGCCUCGGCCGGCGCCGACGCCGCGCUGCGCCUGUACUCGCGCACCGACGAGCCGCUCGUGCUCGGCGACACCGACGAGCAGGAGGAGGGACUCGCCACCGGCGAUACACACGCCCCGGUACCAGGUCUACCUGGCUUAGUAAUGCCGACUAAGAAAACCAUCGGAGCGGAAAAGGCGGCGGACUCGAUAAUGGAGUGCCUGCAAGUGGGCGCGGAGUACAAACGCGAGCUGGCGGAGGCGAGGGGCCGCGCCGUGCAGCCUCCGCUAUUGAUGGCUGCCUACAACUGCACCACGCCAGAGGACUUCUUCGUCGAAGUUAUCAAAAGAGUGCGAUCUAGUGAGCUAGAAGAAGCGCUGCUGCUGGUCCCGUUCAGCGCGGCGUGCGAGAUGGUGCGCAUGCUGCCGGCGCUGCUGGAGCGCGGCGACGUGGCGGAGCUGGCGAGCCGCGCCGCGCUGCUGCUGCUGCGUCUGCACCACGCGCCGCUCGUCGCCAACCGCGGCCUGCUCAAGCACCUCAUACAGAUACAGGCCAAGGCGGCGCUCAAGCUCAACGAACUCCGGGACAUGGUGGGGUACAACGUGCACGCGCUGGGCUGGAUGCGGCGCGAGUUGGAGGCGGCUGAGAGCGAGCAGCUGUUCCGAGAGGCGACCACUGCGCGACGCAAUAAAGACAAGCGGCGACGCGCGAGACAGGCUCUCAAGAGACCCAUCGUUACCAUCACUUGAGAAUAAAUUCUUGUGCCUAUA